AUGUCAGACGCCGGGUCCGCCGAUCCGGGCCAUGAAGAAGAGCGCCCGGCCGACAUUCACGAUGAUGACGACGCGGGUAAUGAGUCCGACAAGGACUCCGAUCUGCUUUCCGAAAUCGACGAAGACCAAUUCGAGGAUUACGAUCCCGCGCUUGAGUCGCGGCCCGUGGAAAUCGACGAAAAUGUUGCAAUGACCCUGAAGGCUGCGAAGCGCAAGCAGGCCGAUGGUGGAGCAUCAAAGAAGCCGAAGGAGGGGCGCAGGCCAAAGAAGAGGUCGAGGGCAACGGACGAUGAGGUUGGCGAGGUGGAAAUUGGAGAGCGUCGCCCUAGAAAGACUCGUGCCACGGGUGAACGUCGGGCUGCUGCGAAAGAACCCUCGAAAGAGCCGGAGGAGGAGGACGAGAAUCUCACACCCGAAGAGCGCCGCCGUCGGGCGCUAAACCGAGCCAUGGAUAACGCUCUAAAGAACCCCAGCAAGCGCCGCAGAAAGAAGGACGAAAUUGACCUCGAAGACGAACUCGACAAUCACAUCGCACGUCUCAUAGUCGCAAUGGAGCACGCCUGCGAAGCAGACAACGAAGCGCGCCUCAAGGGCGUGGCUGCCACGAACAAGCUAAAGCUUCUGCCCAAAGUAACAGCCAUGUUGAAUCGAACAGCCGCCCAGGACUCGGUUCUCGAUCCCGACACCAACUUCCUGCGAUCCGUCAAGUUCUUCCUCGAGCCGCUGAAUGACGGGAGCCUUCCGGCGUACAAUAUCCAGCGCGACCUCUUCACAGCCCUCGCGGCGUUGCCCAUCAAUAAGGAAGUUCUUUUGAGCAGCGGCAUCGGCAAAGUCGUGUUUUUCUACACACGCAGCAAGCGGCCUGAAGCCAGCAUCAAGCGGAUUGCGGAACGUUUGGUUGGCGAGUGGAGCCGACCUAUCCUAAAGCGGACGGACGACUACAAGAAGCGGCAGAUUGAGACCCGCGACUUUGAUUUUGCCGCCGCCAAAUUGGCCCAGCGCCAAGAAGCCGCUGCAUCAGGCUCCCAAAUCACCCUCACCCAGCGUCCGGCCGGUGGCAAGUCGCGCUUGGAGCUGGAGCGUGAGCGCCUGCUCGCGCCCGAGGUCAAGAAGAACAACCGUGCGGCGCCGGCUGGCCUGCCCGCCAGUUACACUGUCGCGCCGCGUAGUACGUUUGAUGCCUCACGGGCUGCGGCCGAGUUCCGUCCCGUGGGCGCCGCGGGCUUGGAAGCGUUCCGGAAGAUGACGCAGAGGGGUAAGGGAGGUGGACGGCGCUAG
Molecule: messenger RNA, 1278 nt
Organism: Dichotomopilus funicola
Lineage: Eukaryota; Fungi; Ascomycota; Sordariomycetes; Sordariales; Chaetomiaceae
Exons: 3
Coding region: 1-1278 (425 amino acids)
Biological process (GO): poly(A)+ mRNA export from nucleus
Cellular component (GO): nucleus
Source: RefSeq, a predicted model, not a curated record